Molecule: messenger RNA, 3895 nt
Organism: Manis javanica (Malayan pangolin)
Lineage: Eukaryota; Metazoa; Chordata; Mammalia; Pholidota; Manidae
Gene: SCARA5
Product: scavenger receptor class A member 5
Biological process (GO): iron ion transmembrane transport; zymogen activation
Cellular component (GO): plasma membrane
Molecular function (GO): serine-type endopeptidase activity; ferritin receptor activity
Source: RefSeq, a predicted model, not a curated record
UUUAUAAAGACGGGCCGCCAGAGCAGCUGCAGCUCACAUCUCGGUCAGUACCUAGCAGAGCUGCUGGUGACUCCACAGAACAUCUCCAGAGCACUGCCUGGGGCUGGCCGAGACACGGCCCCAAGACAGGGACCCCCAGCCACAGGCCCCCACGGGCUCACCAGGUGGAUCCCGUCUCUGAGCCGAUCCUCCUGGAGAAGUGACCUGAGACAAGUCCCUGAACACCCUGCAGCCGUUUUCUAUGACCCUGUCUGGAUUUGGCUGGCGGUGGGCACAAGCUCUGAGGGGCUGUCUGGGUCUCAGCACAGCGGCAGCAGCCAGCUCUCUGGCCCCCAUGCUGAAUGCAGGACACUGAGAGGACAGGCUCUGUGGCCUCAGUGGUGGCACGCAGGACACUAUGGAGAACAGAGCCAUGUACCUGCACACUGUGAGCGACCGUGACACCGGCUCCAUCUUUGAGGAGCCCUUUGACGGCAGGAGCCUGUCCAAGCUGGACCUGUGCGAGGAUGGUCCGUGCCACAAACGACGGACAGGCGGCUGCUGCACCCAGCUGGGCUCGCUGUCAGCCCUGAAGCAUGCUGUCCUCGGGCUCUACCUGCUGGUCUUCCUGAUCCUUGUGGGCGUCUUCACCUUAGCAGUGUCCAGGCCUCGCAGCUCCCCGGACGACCUGAAGGCGCUGACUCGGGACGUGAACCGGCUGAACGAGAGCUUCCGGGACUUGCAGCUGCGGCUGCUGCAGGCUCCGCUGCAGGCGGACCUGACUGAGCAGGUGUGGAAGGUGCAGGACGCGCUGCAGAACCAGUCGGACUCCCUGCUGGCGCUGGCGAGCGCCGUGCAGCGGCUGGAGGGCGCGCUGUGGGGGCUGCAGGCGCAGGCGGCACAGACAGAGCAGGCGGUGGCCCUGCUGCGCGACCUCACCAGCCAGCAGAGCGACGCGGCGCAGCUGGAGCUCUACCAGCUGCAGGUGGAGAGCAACCGCAGUCAGCUGCUGCUGCGGCGCCACGCCGGCCUGCUCGACGGGCUGGCGCGCCGGGUGGGUGUCCUGGGCGAGGAGCUGGCUGACGUGGGCGGCGCGCUGCGCGGCCUCAACCACAGCUUGUCCUACGACGUGGCCCUGCACAGCACGCGGCUACGCGACCUGCAGGUGCUGGUGAGCAACGCCAGCGAGGAUUCGCGCCGCAUGCGGCUGGUGCACAUGCGCAUGGAGCUGCAGCUCACGCAGGAGCUGGCCAUGCUCAACACGGUCACGGAGGACCUGCGCCUCAAGGACUGGGAGCAUUCCAUCGCGCUGAGGAACAUCUCCCUUGCCACAGGACCACCGGGCCCCAAAGGUGAUCAGGGGGACGAAGGGAAGGAAGGCGAGCCUGGAAUCCCUGGACUACCUGGACUUCGAGGUCUGCCAGGGGAGAGAGGAACCUCAGGACUGCCUGGCCCCAAGGGCGACGAUGGGAAGCUGGGGGCCGCAGGACCGAUGGGCAUGCGCGGGUUCAAAGGUGACCGAGGCCCAAAAGGAGAGAAAGGAGAGAAAGGAGACAGAGCAGGGGAUGCCACAGGCGCUGUGGAGGCCGUGAUGAUCCGGCUGGUGAAUGGCUCGGGCCCGCACGAGGGCCGUGUGGAGGUGUACCAUGACCGGCGCUGGGGCACCGUGUGUGACGACGGCUGGGACAAGAAGGACGGGGACGUGGUGUGCCGAAUGCUGGGCUUCCGCGGCGUGGAGGAGGUGUACCGGACGGCUCGAUUCGGGCAAGGCACUGGGAGGAUUUGGAUGGAUGAUGUCGCCUGCAAGGGCACAGAGGACACCAUCUUCCGCUGCAGCUUCUCCAAAUGGGGGGUGACAAACUGUGGACAUGCUGAGGAUGCUGGGGUGAUGUGUAACAGGCACUGAAUGCGGAUGCAGCCCAAGCUCUGGGCCCUGCUGCCAUGCCUCCUUCCUGUGCCCCUAGGGUGGGGGCAUUGCUUGAGGCUCCCCUCUCAGUGCCUCUGCCCUGCCCAGUCCAGCACCCCCCACCCCUGUAUCCCUAUCCCAGGACUUUGGGACCCUGCUGUCAUUCUCCUCUUGGACGUCUGCUCCAAAGUGCAACUCUGGGAUCUACUGCCGGUCUCCCUCUUCCACCAAGGAUCCUGCUUGUAGAGCCCUGGCCAACUGGAUCGCCAUUUUGCCAGCCUUUCGCGCACCAUGCAUCAUGCAUCAGGCCUCGGUCGUGCUGCCUUUGGUCUGUUAGUUACAGACGAAAGCUGAGACAAUGUGAGGGACACAUGCCACAGUGGAGGAGGGAGGGAGGUGUAGCAGGUCACGUACUCUUCAGAUAAUUCCCAGACCUCGGUUAGGCCCACAGUUUCGACAUCUUCCUUCCCAGUAAGAGACAAUACUGAAUGAUGUGUUCCCCUCUUUGCUCUGCCUCUGCGCACCAUCUGUUAGUUUGGGGAAGUGACAUACAGGAAAGGCCAGCUGCAGGAGCCCCAGGGAGAGGCAAGUCAAUCUGGAUUUGCAGGAGUGAAACAAACAUCUGCUGAGUGACUACCACGCGUGCUACACAGUAUCUUGGUGCCAAAUCCAUCUAUCCACUUUGCAGUGUUUCCACGAGGCAUGUUAGCUUGGUAAGACCUUACCUCCAGGUAGCACUCAACUGACCCAUUCUCCUGUAAGUCAGAAGACUGAGAAUGACCGAGACCAUUGUGUCCACCAGAACCUUAGUGUGUCUUGGCUAGGCUUGAGCCAGAAGCUCAGGUGCAAGACACGCAUGACUUGAAGGUUACAUGCUCUAAAACCUAUGGGGUGUCUGAGUGCAAGAUAAGAUGUGACUGGUUCCCAGGCCAACCACCCGCGGAGGAGGAAAGCUGAUCUGGAGGCUGGCAUGGGGGCUGUCCGGGUUAAACUGAGACCUGCACUCUCACCUGGCCGUCAGGGAGAAAGCCAAGGCGCCUGCGUCUCAGAACUUGCUGGAGGUGAUGAUGCUGAGCCUUCAAGGCCUCUUUGGGUGCGACCCUGUGGUCAGGAGAUCAUGUGUCCUAAUGGAUCCUGUAAGAGUGGAAGGAAAUGAGGGUUCCCUCUAACCUCUGGGGGAAGGAGGGGCCGUGGGCCUCUGCAAGCCCUCUCCUAGUGACAGGGAGAUCAUAUUCUGCUUUGGACACAGGAGGUCAAACUAGCCCAUAUAUGUGUUCUAGGACUAGGGAGCUACACGGUAGUGAGUAAGCACAGACCCACCUCACCAGGGGAGUCACAAACUCAGGCCUCAGACACACACUCACCUGUCAUGCUGGGUGAGCAUCGGCUUGCCUGGGAAAAGUGACACCUGGGACCCUCUAGGUGCAGGGCCGGCAGAGUUCCUGGCCGAUAACUAAACCAAUACGUGCUAUUGGUUGUUCUUUGCUUACAAUAUGCUUGUUAUUCACUGAUGUCCUAAUGAUCAGACACUCUCCUGACCGAUUGCUCUGUUUACAUAAAACACAUGUACUCAUGCACUUUUUCCGGGGCCAACAUAUGUAUGCAUAUAUAAACAUGGCGCUCUUUACUACAUAGCGCAGCACAUUGCAAAGCUUUCAUUAAAGAAAGAAAACGGUAAAGGUGGAAAGAUGCCACACUGAACAAAAUUAAUUGCCAAGUCAGUUCUGGCAAAGAACCCAGUUAUCCCACCGAUAAAGACCCACGUAACUUUCUUCCUUGAUCUUUUCAUUUGGGAAAAACAGAAGUUUUGUUUUGCAUCAAAUAAAGAUGACAGUCAUAAGUGUUUGGACCUUAAAAUAAAAGUCUACUAGUUUACAUGCCUACGUACGAAGACACGGAAAUAACCAUGGGCCUGUAUUUCAGGGACUAAAGGAAAUUAGGCCUGGCCUAAGGUACAUCAGCCCUUUGCAAGAAAGAAUUUCAAUAAAGCCAAAAAAACCCUGUCACUAA